Messenger RNA from Scylla paramamosain (green mud crab), 1406 nucleotides. RefSeq lists its product as uncharacterized. The coding region runs from base 80 to 859 and encodes 259 amino acids. The record is from RefSeq and is a predicted model, not a curated record. NCBI's taxonomy places the organism in Eukaryota, Metazoa, Arthropoda, Malacostraca, Decapoda, Portunidae. The transcript has 3 exons.
AUUCCCGUCAGGUGUGGGAGGACAGGUAUAUAUACAGGUGGCGGUGAGGGGCGGCCAUAACCCUCACAACAGCCUCACGAUGCGGCUGUGGGUCAUUGCUGCAGUGCUUCUAGGGGCGGUCAGCUACGGUGGCUCCUUCAUUCUUCCGCUAGAUGGAGCGAUCAACCUCCCAGUGGUCAUCGGUCCAGGCCCCCUCAUCGUGGCCAUUUUGUGGAUCCUCAAGGGUAUCGCCAUCGGUGCCUUUUUCAUCUUGACGCGCAAAGUGGUGCCCGUACUGAAUGGCGAGGGCAAGAAGAAAUACGUGCCUGCCUUGCGUGACCCUUUCCAGCGACCCUUACCGAUGGAGGUUGAGGAACCCGCGCAUGCCGAACCCGCCCUCCACGAUGACGCCGCCCCAGACCAAGCCCCACCACCUCAUGGCCCUCCAGAAGCCGCCCCACCAAUCCAAGCCCCGCCAGACCACGCCCCGCCAGACCACGCCCCGCUAGACCACGCCCCCCCAGCCCAUGAACCCGCAGUUGAGGGCCCCGCGGAAGAAGUCUCCAGCUACAGCCACCUUAGGAAACGCUCACUACAGGAUCUACAGACGGAGGGAAUUCUGGGAGACCUAUCUGAUGAGUCACUAGAGGAGGCGGAGGACAUGCUGUGGAACACUGCCCUCAACUGGGACCCCACCGGCUGCUCCCUGAAGCUUCUGUGCCACCUUCAGGAGUUGCCCCAGGGGAACGCCACCAUGGAGGAGUCAGUGCUGGCGUACUUGUUCAGCCACGCCCCCCAGCAGACGCAGUACUGCCUCCAGAGCUUCUCCAUGUGUCCCUUCUCCGGGGGCGAGCUGCGGCACCUCCUGCAGCAGAUCUGAGCCCCAGGGAUCGCUCGCUGUGUUUUGGUCUGGCUGCCUCAGGAACACUCGCGUAUCCUUCUGUCUUCCUCCUCUGUCUGUCUAUCUGUAUGUCUGUCUAUCUCCCUAUCUGUCUAUUUAUCUAUGGCCAAGUUGUAGCGUCGUUCAGUCAAUUAUUCAGAAAUUCUACUAAGUUAUUUAUUUGUUUAUCAGUCAGUUUAUUCCCUACUUCAAAAAAUUAUUCUUCAUUUCGUAGUUUUAUUAAUUUAUUGUUCUGAAGUUCACGUGUGCUUUAGUUGUUAAUAAGUCACUCCUUUAUUUAUUGCUCUAUUCAAUUAUCGUUAUAGCCCAUUUAGUUUAGUUUAUUUAUUACUACUAAAAAAAAAUCUUUCUUGUUGUUUUUUUUUUUUUUAUCUUUUUUUUCUUCCUUUCUUUAUGUUACUUGUGUUGAAUUGUAAAUGUAUUGUGCUACUGUGUGUAUUGUGCUCUUGUCCGUUCGUGUGUGUGUGUGUGUGUGUGCGUGUGUGUGUGUGUUGGUGUGUUUGUGAAAUAUAACUUAUUGAUCACC